Molecule: messenger RNA, 672 nt
Organism: Parnassius mnemosyne (clouded apollo)
Lineage: Eukaryota; Metazoa; Arthropoda; Insecta; Lepidoptera; Papilionidae
Source: the annotation of a GenBank genome assembly
AUGUCUCUUGGAAAACAGCCAGCUGAACAUAUCAAGAGGCCAAUGAACGCUUUUAUGGUGUGGUCCAGAGGUCAGAGGAGAAAAAUGGCUCAAGACAACCCAAAGAUGCACAACUCGGAGAUAUCAAAGAGGCUUGGCGCGGAGUGGAAGCUUCUCACCGAAAUGGAGAAGCGGCCAUUUAUUGACGAAGCAAAGAGAUUAAGGGCUUUACAUAUGAAAGAACAUCCCGACUACAAAUACCGACCACGUAGGAAACCGAAGGCGCUGGUGAAGAAGGAACCGAAAUUCGGUUUCGGUAUCAGCGGUCUAAUGGCGCCCGUACCGCGUCUGAUCACGCCGUCCCUACAACAUCCGAUGCCACAGAUACCAAUGCCACACCACCUUCUGCCCGAGAAACCUGAUCUUGGGAGGGCACUAUUUCCACCGCUACCAUACCCCUUCUAUCCGUUCGCAAAGUUACCUUCAGAUGACGGAAAGUUAGCAGCGGAGCUGGCACAUUUGCAGGCACUAUAUGGCGGUGCGUUAUACAGCAGCGCGUUUUACAGCAACGCCCUCUCACCUUGCGGAUGUCCUCCAAGGAGGACACCGUCACCCCCUCCAACAGAAGUGAAGCGACCCCUGGCGUACGUCCUUAUGAAGAGCGAUGAAGAACCGCCCCAGCACGUUAUAUGA